AUGGCAUAUGAAGUUGGAGAUCGUCUGCAAAUUGAUAAUGAAUUAGGUACAAUACUCUUUAAAGGUAAAAUCAAAGAAUGGCCAUCGGAAGAAGCCUAUGGUAUUGAAUGGGACAACCCAAACCGUGGUAAACAUUCUGGUACAGUCCAUGGAGAGAGCUAUUUUAAAACUCUAAUCCCAGACUCAGCCACAUUUAUAAAAGAACCCAAAUUGCUCGUUAAUGCCAGGAAGAAUGUCACUUUUUAUGGAGCUUUACAAGGGAAAUAUGGAGAUUCCUCGUACAUAUCUGGUCUUGUCAUGGGUACUAAGGAAGUCGAGGCUUUAGGUUUUGAACAACUGAACUAUAGAAAUAAAGAUUUCAGCAGUCUGAGACAUGUCUCUUUAUCUCGAAGUUGUAUUUGUAAAACUCGUGAGAAACUAUCAGAUAUCAUUUUGAUAAAAAACUCAUGUAAUAAUGUUGAAACAUUAGAUCUCUCCUACAAUACAUUUUCGUCAUUCAAGGAUGUUGUAUUAAUAUUAGAGUGCCUAUCCAAAUUGAAAACUUUAAACCUAAAUGGUAAUCGUUUCAUAUCAUGGGAAGGUCUGGACGGUUUCAAAAUAACAACCUUGGAGCAUCUGUCCAUGUCGUCAUGUUAUUUGUCACCCGAUAACGUCCAACUGUUGUUACAACUUUUUCCUAAUUUGAAACAAUUAGACAUUAGCUAUAAUUUACUAGAGUCGCUUCCGGAUAAGAGCUUUACAAUCCCAAAAUGUCUCAAAGGAUUAAAUUUAUCUUGUAAUCAGCUAUAUAACAUGCCUAAAUGUUUAGGUCAAUGGAAAUUAGAAGAACUAAACCUUUCUCAUAAUCUCUUUUCCGAGGUAAGCUCGAUCAAUUCUGAAACGCUGAGAGAUUUAGACAUUUCAGAUAACAAAUUUGUAGACUGGACAAUAUGUGACGAAUUAAAUAAAAAUUUAGCCCAGCUGAACUCAUUGAGAAUCAACGGAAAUCCGUUAUUUACAAGUUCAUCAAAACCUGAAACAGAAUUACUUUACGAAACUCUGGCGAGAUUUGAUCACCUACACAUCGUGAACGGCUCGAGCUUUUCAUUACAAGAAAGGAAAGAGGCAGAAUUGUACUUUGUUUCUAAAAUAUUGAGUGAUGAAAUACGUUUCGAGAAAAACUUGGGAAGAUGGGAAUAUUUUAACGCUAAAUACGAUAUCGAAAUGAAAUUGGAACAUGAGAAAAAAUCUUGGCUGGAUAAUCUGCUUUUGGAGAUUGAAAUUCACUACCAUGGUAAUCAUUUUCCAAUACUAGUGAUGACAAAUUAUACAAUAAGACAUCUGAAAACCAUUAUCAUCAAAAGAUUGGCGUUACACGUGAAUGAUGUCAAACUUUCAUUUAGGAUUUCGAAUGAUAUCGUAUUUGAAAUAGACAAGAACUUUUCUACAAUUGAAGAUACUGGUAUACAAGAAAAAACUAAAGUUUUUGUGACUCAUAAUGGGCAAGAAAUAGAAAAUAGACAAACCUUUUCGAAAAGAAAAUAA
Molecule: messenger RNA, 1524 nt
Organism: Naumovozyma dairenensis CBS 421
Lineage: Eukaryota; Fungi; Ascomycota; Saccharomycetes; Saccharomycetales; Saccharomycetaceae
Gene: PAC2
Product: Pac2p
Exons: 1
Coding region: 1-1524 (507 amino acids)
Cellular component (GO): cytoplasm
Molecular function (GO): protein kinase binding
Source: RefSeq, a predicted model, not a curated record